UCAAUGACUUACUUCUAGGUUAUGUGGCUGUGGGCUGCUAGGCGUGGGAAUCUGGCUGUCAGUGUCACAAGGAAACUUCGCCACAUUUUCUCCCAGCUUUCCGUCACUUUCAGCAGCCAACCUAGUCAUUGCCAUUGGCACAGUCAUCAUGGUGACCGGAUUUCUGGGCUGUCUGGGUGCUAUCAAGGAAAACAAGUGCCUCCUUUUGAGUUUCUUCAUUGUUUUGCUGAUAAUUCUCCUGGCAGAGCUGAUAUUACUCAUUUUGUUCUUCAUUUAUAUGGACAAGGUCAGUGAGAGCGCAAAGAAGGAUUUGAAGGAAGGUAUGAAGCUGUACAAUUCAGAAAAUAAUGUUGGACUGAAAAAUGCAUGGAAUAUCAUUCAAGCAGAGAUGAAAUGCUGUGGUGUGAAUGACUUUACGGAUUGGUACCCAGUACUGGGAGAAAACACUGUCCCAGACCGAUGUUGUACAGAAAACUCCCAAGAUUGUGGACGGAACUCCACUGAAUUAGUGUGGAAAACAGGCUGUUAUGAGAAAGUUAUGAUUUGGUUCGAUGAGAAUAAGCAUGUCCUUGGCUCCAUUGGGAUGUGCAUCCUCAUAAUGCAGAUACUUGGCAUGGCCUUUUCCAUGACACUCUUCCAGCAGAUUCACAGGACUGGCAAAAAAUAUGAUGCCUAAAGCCUCUGAAACAUUAAUCACAUCAGCCCUUCUGUCUCACCAUAAAAAUGAACAAAUGGAAUGACCACAAAGAGUAUUGAGCCUGGCCCUGCUGAGAGAAUCCGUCCUAUUGACCGAUCGACUUCGUCGUUACUUGUCUGAUUAUUAUCACAACUUGUGACUCUUUUUUUUUGUCUGUUUCACAUUUGCCAUUUAUUUGCCAAAGAGAGUGGGAGGGGAACCCAGACAAAUGGGUUUCUAUACUAAGUCAUAGAUCUGCUAUUAGAAUGUUUCCUUAACUUUAUUUAAGAAAAUGUUUUGCUGUACUAAUCCAUACUAUAUGCGCUAAAAUGAUGUGUGUUCAACUUUAAGGGAGAAUUCUUCAAAGUCUUCUGUUAAAUUUUCAACCUUCAUGUCCAGCUUACUGGAAGACUUGGAAAAGCCACUCAGACUGAGAGUUCUAGGAACUGGAGCUGCUUGGUUUGCAGCUUCUUGUAUCUUAUGGUGUAUACUUUUUUAUUAUGAUAAUGAUUAUUAUUAUGAUGAUGGACAUAGCUUAGAAUUUAGUUGCUUGAUUUAUAUCUUUUUAUUGUUUCUGUUUUUACAUAUUGUACAUUAAUUUGGGAACCACUGUGUGAUCUCCAGAGGACGUGUAUUUCAAAGUUGGUAGUUGGUGGGGGCAAAUAAAGAUAGAACUUUUCUCAAGUCCAUGAAAAGGCAUCUUCCACCUUUGUCAGGGCCUUAAUGCCUUUACUGUACCAAAGGUGGUCCUUUCAAAUCAGAGGCCCUUUUCAUCAGAUAGAAUGCAGUGCCCUCCCAUUGGGCCAGAUGGAGAGACUCCUACUCCCAUGAGGCUAAGUUCUAAUGCUUUUACCCACCCAAAGCAAUCUCUGGCUCUGUAAUUGCUGCCCCUCACUGAGUGCUUUGAUGUCACUCUUCUUCAAAGGCUAAAAAUAUUGACUGAGCAAGUGGUUGCUCCCUGGCAUAAAGGAGAGAUUUGCAAUCUGACCUGCUGGGCAGUUGGCAGUGGACUUUACAAGCUGUGUUGUCAAUUUCCAAAACAUCAUGCAAGGCAUGAUAUGCUACUGGGUAUGAGAAAGGGGGGUGGCAAUUUGUUGGUGCCUGUGUCAUGCUAUGCCCUUCAUUGAAAACGGUUUCCUCAGACAGAUGACAGCUGUCUCCCUGAGCCGACAAAGUGGCUUUGGGCAGUGAGGAAGGUAAGGUUGAUUAAAGGUGAGCAGAUGUUUCAAGAGAGGGGUGAUUUCUGGAAGCAGCACUUGGAGUCAAUAUUCAUUUUCACACCUCCAGGGCAGAAUUGGUUCUUGCUGGCAGGUUGCCAAGUCCAUCCAGUAUGGUAGUUCAGAGAUGCAUAUUUCUACCAA
Struthio camelus australis is the source of this 2037-nucleotide messenger RNA. The record is from RefSeq and is a predicted model, not a curated record. NCBI's taxonomy places the organism in Eukaryota, Metazoa, Chordata, Aves, Struthioniformes, Struthionidae.